Molecule: messenger RNA, 4868 nt
Organism: Megalobrama amblycephala (Wuchang bream)
Lineage: Eukaryota; Metazoa; Chordata; Actinopteri; Cypriniformes; Xenocyprididae
Product: mucin-2
Exons: 1
Coding region: 1365-4868 (1167 amino acids)
Source: RefSeq, a predicted model, not a curated record
UAAAACAACACCAGAACCUACCACAUCAUCUACCCCUACACCGACGAUUACUACAAAAUCUACAACAUCAACAAAAUCUACAGCAUCAUCUACCCCUACACUAACAACUACCACAAAGUCUACUAAAACAACACCAGAACCUACCACAUCAACACCACAACCUCCCACAUCAUCUACCCCUAUAACGAUAACAACUGAAAUAAUACAUACUGAAGUAACAUUAAGUGCAGUGUCUCAGCCUCAAAUAACCAAAACACCAAAUCCUACCACAUCAACACCAGAAACUACCACACCAUCUAACCCUACACCGAUGACUACUACAAAAUCUACAACACAUACAAAACCUACAGCAUCAUCUACCCCUACACCAACAACUUCCACAAAGUCUACUAAAACACCUGAAACUGUCACAUCAUCUACCCCUACACCAACAACUACCACAAAGUCUACUAAAACAACACCAGAACCUACCACAUCAUCUACCCCUACACUGAUGACUACUACAGAAUCUACAACACCAACAAAACCUACAGCAUCAUCUACCCCUACACCAACAACUUCCACAACGUCUAAUAAAACAACACCAGAAACUAUCACAUCAUCUACUCUUACACCGACUUCUACAACAAAAUCUACUAAAACAACACCAGAACCUACCACAUCUUCUACCCCUACACUGAUGACUACUACAAAUCUACAACACCUACAAAACCUACAGCAUCAUCUACCCCUACACCAACAACUUCCACACAGUCUACUAAACCAACACCAGAAACUAUCACAUCAUCUACUCCUACACCGACAUUUACCACAAAGUCUACUAAAACAACACCAGAAACUACCAUAUCAUCUACUCCACCGACAACUACCACAAAGUCUACUAAAACAACACCAGAACCUACCACAUCAUCUACUCCUACAUCAACAACUUUCACAAAGUCUACUAAACUAACACCAGAAACUAUCACAUCAUCUACUCCUACACCGACAUUACCACAAAGUCUACUAAAACAACACCAGAACCUACCACAUCAUCUACCCCUACACCAACAACUACCACAAAGUCUACUAAAACAACACCAGAACCUACCACAUCAUCUACUCCUACAUCAACAACUUUCACAAAGUCUACUAAACUAACACCAGAAACUAUCACAUCAUCUACUCCUACACCGACAUUUACCACAAAGUCUACUAAAACAACACCAGAACCUACCACAUCAUCUACUCCUACAUCAACAACUUUCACAAAGUCUACUAAACUAACACCAGAAACUAUCACAUCAUCUACUCUUACACCGCCUUAUACCACAAAGUCUACUAAAACAACACCAGAAUCUACCACAUCAUCUACCCCUACACUGAUGACUACUACAGAAUCUACAACACCAACAAAACCUACAGCAUCAUCUACCCCUACACUAACUACCACAAAGUCUACUAAAACAACACCAGAAACUACCACAUCAUCUACCCCUACAUCAACAACUAGCACGUCUACUAAAACAACUCCAGAACAUACCACAUCAUCUACUCCUACACCGACAACUACCACAAAGUCUACUAAAACACCAGAACCUACAGCAUCAUCUACCCCUACACCUACAACUACCACAAAAUCUACUAAAACAACACCAGAACCUACCACAUCAUCUACCCCUACACCGACGAUUACUACAAAAUCUACAACACCAACAAAACCUACACAAUCAUCUACCCCUACACUAACAACUACCACAAAGUCUACUAAAACAACACCAGAACCUACCACAUCAUCUACUCCUACACCAACAACUACCACAAAGUCUACUAAAACAACACCAGAAUCUACCACAUCAUCUUCUCAUACACCAACAAUUACCACAAAGUCUACUAAAACAACACCAGAACCUACCACAUCAUCUACUCCUACACAAACAGCAUCCACAAAGUCUACUAAAACAACUCCUGAACAUACCACAUCAUCUACUCCUACACUGAUGACUACUACAAAAUCUACAACACCUACAAAACCUACAGCAUCAUCUACCCCUACACCAACAACUUCCACAAUGUCUAAUAAAACGACACCAGAAACUAUCACAUCAUCUACUCUUACACCGACUUCUACCACAAAAUCUACUAAAACAACACCAGAACCUACCACAUCUUCUACCCCUACACUGAUGACUACUACAAAAUCUACAACACCUACAAAACUUACAGCAUCAUCUACCCCUACACCAACAACUUCCACACAGUCUACUAAACCAACACCAGAAACUACCACAUCAUCUACCCCUACAUCAACAACUAGCACAAAGUCUACUAAAACAACUCCAGAACAUACCACAUCAUCUACUCCUACACCGACAACUACCACAAAGUCUACUAAAACACCAGAACCUACAGCAUCAUCUACCCCUACACCUACAACUACCACAAAAUAUACUAAAACAACACCAGAACCUACCACAUCAUCUACCCCUAUACCGACGAUUACUACAAAAUCUACAACAUCAACAAAAUCUACAGCAUCAUCUACCCCUACACUAACAACUACCACAAAGUCUACUAAAACAACACCAGAACCUACCACAUCAACACCACAACCUACCACAUCAUCUACCCCUAUAACGAUAACAACUGAAAUAAUACAUACUGAAGUAACAUUAAGUGCAGUGUCUCAGCCUCAAAUAACCAAAACACCAAAUCCUACCACAUCAACACCAGAACCUACCACAUCAUCUAACCCUACACCGAUGACUACUACAAAAUCUACAACACCUACAAAACCUACAGCAUCAUCUACCCCUACACCAACAACUACCACAAAGUCUACUAAAACAACACCAGAACAUACCACAUCAUCUACCCCUACACUGAUGACUACUACAAAAUCUACAACACCAACAAAACCUACAGCAUCAUCUACCCCUACACCAACAACUUCCACAACGUCUAAUAAAACAACACCAGAAACUAUCACAUCAUCUACUCUUACACCGACUUCUACCACAAAAUCUACUAAAACAACACCAGAACCUACCACAUCUUCUACCCCUACACUGAUGACUACUACAAAAUCUACAACACCUACAAAACCUACAGCAUCAUCUACCCCUACACCAACAACUUCCACACAGUCUACUAAACCAACACCAGAAACUACCACAUCAUCUACCCCUACAUCAACAACUAGCACAAAGUCUACUAAAACAACUCCAGAACAUACCACAUCAUCUACUCCUACACCGACAACUACCACAAAGUCUACUAAAACACCAGAACCUACAGCAUCAUCUACCCCUACACCUACAACUACCACAAAAUAUACUAAAACAACACCAGAACCUACCACAUCAUCUACCCCUAUACCGACGAUUACUACAAAAUCUACAACAUCAACAAAAUCUACAGCAUCAUCUACCCCUACACUAACAACUACCACAAAGUCUACUAAAACAACACCAGAACCUACCACAUCAACACCACAACCUACCACAUCAUCUACCCCUAUAACGAUAACAACUGAAAUAAUACAUACUGAAGUAACAUUAAGUGCAGUGUCUCAGCCUCAAAUAACCAAAACACCAAAUCCUACCACAUCAACACCAGAACCUACCACAUCAUCUAACCCUACACCGAUGACUACUACAAAAUCUACAACACCUACAAAACCUACAGCAUCAUCUACCCCUACACCAACAACUACCACAAAGUCUACUAAAACAACACCAGAACCUACCACAUCAUCUACCCCUACACUGAUGACUACUACAAAAUCUACAACACCAACAAAACCUACAGCAUCAUCUACCCCUACACCAACAACUUCCACAACGUCUAAUAAAACAACACCAGAAACUAUCACAUCAUCUACUCUUACACCGACUUCUACCACAAAAUCUACUAAAACAACACCAGAACCUACCACAUCUUCUACCCCUACACUGAUGACUACUACAAAAUCUACAACACCUACAAAACCUACAGCAUCAUCUACCCCUACACCAACAACUUCCACAAAGUCUACUAAACCAACAUCAGAAACUAUCACAUCAUCUACUCCUACACCGACAUUUACCACAAAGUCUACUAAAACAACACCAGAACCUACCACAUCAUCUACCCCUACACCAACAACUUCCACAAAGUCUACUAAACCAACACCAGAAACUAUCACAUCAUCUGCUCCUACACCGACAUUUACCACAAAGUCUACUAAAACAACACCAGAACCUACCACAUCAUCUACACCUACACUGAUGACAACUACAAAAUCUACAACACCUACAAAACCUACAGCAUCAUCUACCCCUACACCAACAACUUCCACAAAGUCUACUAAACCAACAUCAGAAACUAUCACAUCAUCUACUCCUACACCGACAUUUACCACAAAGUCUACUAAAACAACACCAGAACCUACCACAUCAUCUACCCCUACACCAACAACUUCCACAAAGUCUACUAAACCAACACCAGAAACUAUCACAUCAUCUUCUCCUACACCGACAUUUACCACAAAGUCUACUAAAACAACACCAGAACCUACCACAUCAUCUACACCUACACUGAUGACAACUACAAAAUCUACAACACCAACAAAACCUACAGCAUCAUCUACCCCUACACCAACAACUACCACAAAGUCUACUAAAACAACACCAGAACCUACCACAUCAUCUACCCCUACACUGAUGACUACUACAAAAUCUACAACACAACAAAACCUACAGCAUCAUCUACCCCUACACCAACAACUUCCACAACGUCUAAUAAAACAACACCAGAAACUAUCACAUCAUCUACUCUUACACCGACUUCUACCACAAAAUCUACUAAAACAACACCAGAACCUACCACAUCUUCUACCCCUACACUGA